AUGUCUUCGUCCCUUGGGGCGUUGCUCCGAAGUUGUUCUGCCUUCGGGGUGGCGUGUUAUGAACAACUUCAUGCCUCGGAAGGCAUUUUGUGGUUGGGUUGUUCUGCCUUCGGGGUGGCGUGUUAUGAACAACCCUUCCUCGGAAGGUAUUUUAUGGAUUCGCUCUGCCUUUGGGGUGGCGUUUUAGGAGCGAUCUCCUGCCUCGGGCCGACAUUCUCGCUUCCGCUUCAUCCACCACCGCUCGCGCGGAUGCUUCCCCCUAAGGCGGAAGGGGAGCAUCCGAAAUACGCCGGGGUUGUAAAUGACAUAGCGCUUUCCUAA
Molecule: messenger RNA, 321 nt
Organism: Linum trigynum
Lineage: Eukaryota; Viridiplantae; Streptophyta; Magnoliopsida; Malpighiales; Linaceae
Source: the annotation of a GenBank genome assembly